AUGAGGGAACAACACUGGACGCAAGCGAAACCUUGGACAAUGAACAGCAUCCGGCUCGCUAUCUUCUGGGGAACUCUUGCGUGGGCAGAGGCAGGAGACGUGGACAAGUCCUCUUGCAACAUAUCUCUACCCUGGUCAGUUUCGAAGACAGACUACACCGACGUCUCGGACACUGUGUUUGAGUCCUUGUUUCAGUGCCCCGGUGACUUAAACGGAUGCGGGGACAGGACAUUACUUACGUGCCAGCAGGCCACCUAUGUGAGGACGUGCUCCUGCGCGUCCAACUGCAGAGUUUACCGUGACUGUUGUUGGGAGACGGGCAUCGACAAGGCGGAGGCCGACUUCCCGGAAUCUUGCUGCGUUGUCGUCGACCUUUAUGAGUCUGUCCGCAAGUUUCUCUACAUGGUCACUGGAUGUCUGCCGAGCUGGCCAAACGAUGAUGUGAGGGAAGCGUGCGAAAAGCCAGGACACUUCAACGAGACCUUCUACCAGAUUCCUGUCACAAGUUCCAGUGACAUUACUUACAAAAACGGAUACUGCGCCCUUUGCAACUACGACCUGGUGAACGCAACCUUCUGGAAUGCCACUGUAAAGCCUCCCUCAACCAAGGCAUAUCUCCAGCUCCCUGACAUAAUAACCAACCAACCUUAUCUGCACCUAAGGCCAUGCGGCGACUCUCCAAACGACACCUGUCCCGAUGGCACCCCUGAAAGCAUCGUUAGAAAAUGCAAAACUUUUUAUGCUCCGGUCAUCGUCUCCCAAGACCCAGAGAGUUCAGUGUAUCGAAAUGUGUACUGUGCCAUGUGCAACGGCGUCGACCUUUCCACUUUGUCGUGUAAAACAGCGGAGCAGCUAAGCAAUUUCUCUAUUAACUCCCGGCACCGGGGUCAUCACCGGCGACCCGGCCCAAAUUUAGUUUCUAUAUUUCACCCUGUGUUGAGAACUCAAAAUUGUUAUGUUCAGCAUGGACGCCGCUGUUUUAUCAAGACGCGUCCUAAACUGUUCCGGCGGCGGCAUGAUGCAAACAGCACCAACCAAACGACACGGAGGCACCAGCGCAGGCGUUUCUACACCGUCCAAAAUUAUCUCACGAUCGUUUGUGUCAGCUUGUCCAUCUGCUGCCUUUUCUUGAAGGUCGUUGUGUUCAGCAUCUACAAAGACGCCAGGAGUUUUUCGUCCAAGUGUACCUUAUGCCUUUCCAUCACCCUGCUCAUGACUCAGCUUGUCUUUCUACUUGUGAACAGCUUCAAGGUCUCACGCGCCGUGUGCACGGCGUCCGCCAUGUUGGUACACUACGGCUUCUUGUCAACGUUCUUCUGGACCAGUGUGCUCUCGUUCGACAUCUGGAGGGGCAUCACGGCCGUCAACCUGUCCUCUACGCGCAAGAGGACCUUGGCGUUGUACUGUGUGGUCGCGUGGGGUGCACCGAUGAUCAUCGUUACCGUUGCAGCCAUGGUCAACUGGUUGGCUCCAACAUCUCUGGUUUCACCACUGUACGGUGUCUCGAGCUGCUGGAUCGGAAGCAUCUGGGCCCAGAUAACCUACUUCUUAGCGCCAAUGGCUGUACUGCUGGUAAUAGGAAUAGUCCUCUACCUGAACACUGUUUUCUACAUCCGCAAGACUACAGGUCAUGCUCGAGACUUCGAGUUCAAAGAUGGAGUUCAGCAGAACCAACAUUCCCACAUGGCAUUGUAUGUACGAUUGGCUCUCAUCAUGGGAGCAACAUGGGGCGUGGGAUUCUUAGGUGUCUUUGUAGAUUCUACCGUGACAGAUAUUCUGGUCAUUGUGCUUGUAGGGCUUCAGGGUGUAUACCUUUUCUUCGCAUUUAAGGAUCACAAACACUUCUGUUCCUCUAUUUCGAAACGAAAGAUCAGUUCCAGCGCUGUGGGACAGUCCAACGGCACGUUCAGUACAGAGGAGCCGCAAAGCAAAAGACUUUCCUUGUAGAGUUGACUGAUUGGUCUUGUUGUAUACGGUUGCAUCUAAAGAACAAUUCGGCCUUCGCUGAUAUGAAGUCAGCGGACGCUGUAAGUACCCAACAGGUAAGGGCGUUUCCCAAUGUUUCGGAUCUCACCAGUGGCAGCCUAAAGAAAUAUCAAGGUGCGUUUAACCAGAUAU
Molecule: messenger RNA, 2118 nt
Organism: Ixodes scapularis (black-legged tick)
Lineage: Eukaryota; Metazoa; Arthropoda; Arachnida; Ixodida; Ixodidae
Product: G-protein coupled receptor Mth2
Exons: 2
Coding region: 1-1947 (648 amino acids)
Biological process (GO): G protein-coupled receptor signaling pathway; cell surface receptor signaling pathway
Cellular component (GO): membrane
Molecular function (GO): G protein-coupled receptor activity
Source: RefSeq, a predicted model, not a curated record